Messenger RNA from Capronia epimyces CBS 606.96, 897 nucleotides. RefSeq names its product oxidoreductase. The record is from RefSeq and is a predicted model, not a curated record. Gene Ontology annotation, molecular function: acylglycerone-phosphate reductase (NADP+) activity; triacylglycerol lipase activity. The coding region runs from base 1 to 897 and encodes 298 amino acids. The transcript has 2 exons. Gene Ontology annotation, cellular component: endoplasmic reticulum; lipid droplet. Lineage: Eukaryota; Fungi; Ascomycota; Eurotiomycetes; Chaetothyriales; Herpotrichiellaceae. Gene Ontology annotation, biological process: phosphatidic acid biosynthetic process; triglyceride catabolic process.
AUGGCUUCCACAGACCAGCGAAAAACCGUCCUCAUCACAGGCUGUGCUCCUGGAGGGAUCGGUCAUGCUCUCUGCCUGGCGUUUCACAACAGAGGAUUGCGAGUCCUUGCCACCGCCCGUUCAACAGAGCAGCUUACCAGUCUGUCCGAACGCGGGAUUGAGACCUUACCCUUGGUUGUCGACGAUGACAAGUCCAUCCGCGAAUGUGCAGCCAGCGUUGAGCAAUUGACAGGCGGCCGUGGCCUUGACUACCUGGUCAACAACGCGGGCGUUUCCUAUGUCAUGCCAGCCCUUGACAUCAAUCUCGAACAUGUCAAGCAGAUAUUCGACGUCAAUAUUUUUGCCGUGAUGCGGUUAAGUCAAGUCUUCUCGCCCCUUCUUAUCAAGGCAAAAGGAACCAUCGUGAUGAUAGGCAGCCUGGCGGCUGUGAUCCCCUAUGUCUUUGGAAGCGUGUACAAUGCUUCCAAAGCCGCCUUGCAUGCGUACGCCAAUACCCUGCGAGUCGAAAUGGCUCCACUCGGCGUCAAGGUCAUCACCAUCGUCACCGGCGGCGUGAAAUCCAGGAUCGCAGCACACGUCACCCGUGUCUUGCCGGAAAAUAGUGCUUACACGGCCGUGGAACAAAAUUUCCUCCGACGUCAAGGCCAUUCACAGGAGGGUGCGAUGCCAAACGAAGCUUAUGCCGAGAGUGUCGUCAAGCAGAUCCUUCCCGGUGCUGGACCGUGGCCGUGGAGGUGGCUGUUGAGAGAUGCCAGAAAGAAAUGGAUCUGGGAGGGCAACAAGAGUUGGUUGGUUUAUUACCUCGCUGGCGGCUAUACCUGGUCCGGUGUUUUCGACUGGUACUUCACAAAGAUAUUCCAGCUGUGGAAGAUCAAACCCAAGGAAAAGACGCCUUGA